AUGCACCAAUUAGAUUUUUCUUCCAGUACCCUCGCCAACUUGGCUGGCCGGACAGUAAUUGUUACUGGGGCUGGUCGAGGCAUCGGGGCCUCCACGGCAGCACUGUUUAACUCGCACGGCGCCAAUGUGGUCUUGGUUGACCUCGCCCCAGCCAAGGAUGCCGCCACACUCUUGAUAAAAUCCUUUCGGUAUCCGGAAAGGAGUCUUUUCGUCCCUGCCAACAUCCUUGCUUGGAAGGAUCUUGUGAGUGUGUUCAAAACCGCGGUGCAGAGGUUUUCCAAGGUCGAUGUGGUUGUGGCCAAUGCCGCCAUCAUGGAAAGCAAACCGGUGCUGGACGUGGAGAUUGACGAAGCUGGCGAUCCUAUCGAGUCUCUGGAGGCGAAUAAAGUGAUCGAUGUCAACAUUAAGGGAACACUAAACACGCUGAGGCUAGGCCUUCACUAUCUUGGCCAGAACAACCCAUCUUCCACAGGCUCUCGUGGCUCUAUUGUAUUUGUCACUUCUACAUCUGGGUACUUUGGAUCCACCGGGAAUGCUGCCUACAUAUCUUCUAAGCAUGGUGUUGUUGGCCUGAUGAGAGCUUCUCUUCGGCGAGCGGCAUUUCUGGGCAUCAGCCUCAGCUCCGUAGCUCCGUGUUACACCCCAACCCACCUGACAGCGGGUUUUGGACAGAAGAUUACCGACGCCAGACUCGACGCCAACACCCCAGAGGGGGUUGCGUCGGUUGCUGCGAGCUUGGCAUGCGACGGUACCGCUCACGGGCUUGCUUGUCUGGUCUGGGGGAGUUACAAGCGGGAGCUGGAACGCACACGACAGGACCUGUUGGAUAGUUGGCUUGGUGACGACUUGGUGGACUCGAUGACCACAUUUGGGCAGUUGAUGGAUGCAAUGGGCGGCUAUCCACUUCCGCAGAACAGGGAUUGA
Fusarium keratoplasticum is the source of this 924-nucleotide messenger RNA. RefSeq lists its product as uncharacterized. The transcript is spliced from 3 exons. Lineage: Eukaryota; Fungi; Ascomycota; Sordariomycetes; Hypocreales; Nectriaceae. The record is from RefSeq and is a predicted model, not a curated record. The coding region runs from base 1 to 924 and encodes 307 amino acids.